This is a messenger RNA of Hypoxylon fragiforme, 1542 nucleotides long. RefSeq names its product MFS general substrate transporter. The transcript is spliced from 8 exons. The record is from RefSeq and is a predicted model, not a curated record. Bases 1 to 1542 code for a protein of 513 amino acids. Lineage: Eukaryota; Fungi; Ascomycota; Sordariomycetes; Xylariales; Hypoxylaceae. Gene Ontology annotation, molecular function: transmembrane transporter activity. Gene Ontology annotation, cellular component: membrane. Gene Ontology annotation, biological process: transmembrane transport.
AUGGCGUUCAAUAAUGGUGGUGUAAUAUCGGACCCUCCAAAGACCAGCUUCGGACAUAAUGAGUACCAAAAUGAGGUCGACCGUAUCGACACCCUCGCUACGUCCCCGGAGGUAACGCUUGAGUCGUUUGCUGACCUGGACGAGAAGAAGAUUCUAAGAAAGAUGGACUUGAGGCUCAUUCCAAUGCUCGCUCUGCUUUACUUGCUAUCAUUCCUAGAUAGGGGAAACAUUGGCAACGCAAAGAUCGAGGGCCUCCAAGAAGAUCUGGGAAUCAGCCCGGAUGAGUAUAAUUGGUGUCUUACGGUGUUCUUCUUCACAUAUGCCGCCUUCGAAGUACCGAGCAACUUGCUGCUAAAAAAGCUACGCCCUUCCAGGUGGUUACCUUUCAUCAUGGUUAUGUGGGGGGCAGUAAUGACAUUAAUGGGCAUUGUGAAAAACUAUCAAGGUCUCCUGGUUUCGAGGCUGUUUCUCGGUGUCACUGAAGCUGGCUUGUAUCCCGGGUGUGCUUACUAUCUCACUAUGUGGUAUUCUCGCCAUGAAAUACAACUUCGACAGGCUAUGUUCUUCUCUGCUGCCUCUAUAGCUGGCGCAUUUAGUGGGCUGCUAGCAUUUGCCAUCGGAAGGAUGGACGGUGUCGCUAACUUGGAAGGCUGGCGUUGGAUAUUCAUUCUUGAGGGCCUCGGAACUAUCAUCAUUGCAAUUCUAGCAUUCUUUGUGCUGCACGAUUUCCCCGAAACUGCCUCGUUUCUCACAGAAAAGGAACGGCAAUUCGUAGUCUAUCGUCUCAAAUACCAAGGGCAGUUGCACGGAAAAGAAGAAGGACACCUACGUGUCGCACAGGCAGAGGAGUUCGAGUGGAAAUACGUGUUUGCGGCGUUUAAGGAUUGGCAGAUAUGGGUAAACAUUGUGGUAUAUUGGGGCGUGGUUUGCCCCCUUUACGGUAUCAGUCUCUUCCUCCCAACCAUUAUCAGGAAUUUAGGGUACUCUUCGAGCACUGCGCAACUUAUGACCGUCCCAAUCUACAUCACAGCGUCAAUUCUCUCUGUCGUAUUCGCAUUUAUUUCGGAUCGCGUUGGAAAACGGAGUCCGUUUAUUAUAGCCUUCUUUCUGGUUAUGAUAGUUGGAUUCUCAAUGUGUAUAACGAGCACCAACCCUCGAGUAGUCUAUGCUGGUGUAUUUCUCGUAGCUUGCGCCAUCUACCCAGCAUUUCCAGGAGUGGUCACGUGGCUGUCGAAUAACAUAGCAGGCAGUUAUAAGCGCAGUGCCGGGAUGGCCAUUCAAAUCGGCAUUGGGAACCUUGGCGGGGCGAUGGCAUCGAACUUCUACCGGCAAAGGGACUCUCCGCAGUAUGUUCUAGGCCAUACUUUAGAACUAGGAUUUAUCAGCGCCGGUAUCGUCGCAGCGUUUAUUCUGGUCAUAUCAUACGUCUGUAUCAACAAGAAGAGGGAUAGGAUUGUCCAAGACGGUGGAGAAGCUCAGUUUACAGCUCGAGAACUAUCCGCAAAGGGAGAUCGGGCUAUUACUUUCAGAUAUAUGAUAUAG